Molecule: messenger RNA, 3183 nt
Organism: Leishmania braziliensis MHOM/BR/75/M2904
Lineage: Eukaryota; Euglenozoa; Kinetoplastea; Trypanosomatida; Trypanosomatidae
Exons: 1
Coding region: 1-3183 (1060 amino acids)
Biological process (GO): 7-methylguanosine mRNA capping
Cellular component (GO): nucleus
Molecular function (GO): mRNA 5'-cap (guanine-N7-)-methyltransferase activity
Source: RefSeq, a predicted model, not a curated record
AUGCUAAACGCCAAUGCGAAAGCGUUCAUUCCUCCGGGGGUGAUUGAGGGCGCACCACCGAGCUUCCAUACAAUCGGGUGGUACCGGUACUGUCUGAGCGUUCCGGUAGAGAGAAAAAUGAGCGCCCUUCACGAGGAUAGCUAUUUGAACAGUAUUUCAUCGCUUUUGUCUCUUAGGUAUCUCUACGCCGACCGUGGCGGAUUGGACGACGACUCACUGCAGUACUUUAUCAACGGGCAGUUUAUCAUGUCGAACAAUAUCCCGUCAAGCGGCGACGAAGAGCAUGCAUCAUCAGGGUUUUUACUUUCGCGGUCUAUCUUGACGUUAUACACAGAUCUUGCCGCCGUCAAACAUUUGAAUGAUUCUCGAGGUCUUCUUGUGCACCUAGAUUUGCCGACAGAAUUCAACGUUGAUGUCUCUAUUUUUCUGGCAAGCGCCUGGGAGGCGUUUUUUGCCGCCGUAUCGGAAAACCCUAGCGUGUCAGCCGUUGGCUACAGUCGAUCAGUGGUUGGCAUGAGCGGAAAUCAGACGAAUGGGACAUACAGGCACUAUUUUUUCGCAGCGUGCGCUUUGCCUGAAUCGCUAGAGCUAGUGAUCAUGGACACUAUGUCUGAGUUUCCUGUUCCCGUUGCGCGGAUUGUGCACAUGAAAUCGGUGGUGCCGUACCUCUGCAGUCCUCAUUUGCAGCUAGGCGUCAUGAUAACUGUCGGGGACGAGGCGAAGCGUAGUGCAAUCAAGGAUCGGAAUGCCGAUUUUUCGCUGGAAAUGACGUACCGAGCAGACAAUUUUCUUGAGGCGUGGAAAGCGAUACGCAACAUCGAAACCCAAUUUUUGGAGGUACUCAACAGAGAUGUUAAGUGGGACAGAAUUCACAUUUUGCACCUACACAUUGACCCGACACCAACUGAGAACCCGGUCUCAAUUCCCAUUUGGGAUAUAGUUUGGUUUAUUGGACUUUUGUGCGAUGAUUGUAGCGCCAGCAUCAUUGGAGUGUCAUUUUCUACCACAGCUCUUGAUUCUCCGACGAAGGAGCUGGUAAGUCGCAACAAAAGCGCACCGUUUUAUGUGUGCAGCAACCUGGAUGCAAUGCUGGUGGCUAAUUUAUCUCUUGACACGAAAAGCACAUAUUACGGGGGUGUUCCUUCGCAUGUGAAAACAGUUUUGCCGUGCUGGACUUGGGAGCCAGCCGUUAGCGCAAUGGAAUUAUGGCAGCGUGCUCGAAAACACCUUUCCCCAGUCGAGAUGUUGACGCGCAUGUCAUUUGCGGACGCUGCAGACAGUUUCGCGCGAGGUAUAUACACGGUUCACCGAAAAGCUGUGGGAACGCCUAUCGUUCUUGGAACGGAUUCAAAGGGCAACAUUUUUGGUUAUGACGUUGAUCAUAACAGCGUCUUUGGGCUUCCCCUCUGUUUUGGCGGCACCGUAGAUCCAGUGAUUAGUUGUGUGUUCAAGGGCACACUUUCUUCCUCGUACCGGAGCAGCCUGGAUUAUCGAAUUAUCAUAGACGACAUCUUGCUUUUCAAAGGCAAGGAAACCAAAGGCAUCCCGUUUGCCGAGCGCAUGCGUAUGCUGAGCAAUCUUGGAAUUGAGGAUGAAAGCACAUGGCCGCAUGCCGACCCCGCCCACAUUGUUAUCCUUAAAGCAGAGUGCCUUCCGUUAGAUUCCUCCAAGAAACUCGUGGAUACUCCGGUUUUCGAUCACAGUAACAUGGGGCUCGUCUUCACUCCAUCAAUCCAGCCAGAUGAUAAUUCAGUAUUUCCCACAUUCGUCUGGGUGCCUCCAACAUCACUCACUGUUCGGUUUGUGGUCGAAAAUAUCGUAGUCGCGAACGAAAUGAAUGAAGGUUUUGACCGUGCUUACCUUGGGGUCUCUUCCAACAAUGUUCACAGCAGAAUAAUCAUACCCUACGAAGGCGAAUUCGCAGAUUAUCAGAGGGAGGCGUACCCUACACUGGGUGUGGGCUCCAUUGUGGAAUGUUUACUUCGCCGUGCCGAUGAUGGUGCUCACUGGUGGGAUGUUUUGCAGGACUUCGACAUCGCUGAAAAGUACGAGGCAGACUCAUUCGAUCAUGUUGAUGAGCUUGUUCAUAGCCCCGGUGUGACGCAGGAGGAAAUGCUGUGGCUUUUGAAGGCACCUUCUUAUCAGUGCGAGCGGUGCCACAAGGUGAACGACGUGGGCAGACGGAACAACAGGCACAAUGCGUACUGGUGUAAGAACUGCUGGAUCGAAACGGGGCACGGUGAUUGCGUGUACUGCGGACGCACUUUUGUGCUAGGCAUGCUGGACGGCACCAGCAACUUUUUUUACUGCGAAGAGUGUUGGAGGUCGUUUUCGACCUUCAACACGGACGCUGAAAUUGGCUACCACGUGCCACCACCCCCAAACGCGACUUUUACACAGCAGGUGACCACUCGAUGUGUUUCUCUCUUGAUCGAUCUGAUGAAUCCGAAGACGCCCUCAAACGAUAUUUUGGAUCUGUGCUGCGGUGGGUCUGUUGCGCGAAAGUGGAUGCGCAACAAGACCUCGCGCUAUGUGGGCAUCGAUCUGAAGCGCAGCGUGGUUGAUGCAAUAACGAGCCUCAUUUGCGACUCGAAGGAAAUGCCACCCGAGGCACGCUACGACGUCAUCUGUGGCGAUGUGUUUUCCGAAGACUUUUGGAUGAGCACCAUUGUGAAAAUGCACCCUCGACAGUUUCACCUCAUCAGUUGUUUCGCUGGGCUUCACCAUGCGUUUGGCAGCGAGGAAAAGGCGCGUCAUUUUUUGGGCAGCAUUGCAAAUGCCCUGGUUCCUGGUGGCACAUUUCUCGGUAUGUUUAUCGACGCUAGUGUUCUUUUCGCCAAGGGCAAGACGUACGCGAACAGCAUCAUGAAGGCAGGAUGGUCCGUUGACUCUGUUCCGCGCAUUGGCCACACGUUUCAGUUCACCACCAACAACGGACCAAUGCGUGAUGUGAACGUCAUACCCAUUGAUUUCUUGAUAGCGGUGGCCUCGGAAUAUGGGCUUCACGCAGUGUCCGAGGCUUACUUGACGUUUCGCGAGCUGAUUGAGAAGGAUGCCAGCUGGACUAAAGUUCCAUCCACGGAUGAGAAGGAGUACCUAUGCGCGCGGCGAACAUUUGCCUUCAAGAAAGAGAGCAACGAGCUGACGCCAUCCUCGCCUGCACGCAAGUCGGAUACUGACUGA